AUGACCCCUUUCGUCAUCAACCCCCCAAGGUCGUCGAGAGAAGCAGCUGGAUUCUUUGUCGACGACGGAGACGUGGGCCGGCGCUCUGUCAGUCCCCUGUCAGAUGGCAACGCGCUGGAGACAAGAACCGCCCUGUUUUCGGAGCCCGACGUCCUGCGGGGGGAACGAGCUGUCCUCACGUGCACCGCAGCGGAGGCGCCGGGCGUGGCGGACCCGCCGCAGGGGGAUAGGGCGGGAAAGCGGGGCGCCUACACCUGGGGAAAGCAACAGGCAGAGAUGGCAUCAAGAUUCCGGUUCUUUCUGCCAUGCGUGGCCCCCCUGCUGGCAGCGAUAGGCUGGUGGUGGUACAGCACACGCAGGAAGAAGGAAGUCUGCGGGCGCGAGGAGGAGGGGGCAGCGGUGUGUGUGCCGGGCUCCCCCCGCGAGGCCGCCAGGGGCACCCAGGAGGUGGAGGAGGGGAGGCAGCCUGAGGCUUUAGCAGAGACCCACACGCCUGUUACACCACUGGAGCCAGUCAGCCAAUCGCAGGCUAAGGCUGUGGAUGGAGUUAGGCCCUCUGACAUGAACGUGGAGGAAGCGGUUGCGAUGAAUGCCUGUCAGCAGCAGGCCGCCCUUGCCUCUGCCUCCGGUCUGGGAGAAGAGCCCGCGACUGAUAGAGAUUCCGCCACUGUGGGGGGGGAGCCGUCGAGUCUGCAUUCCCCCCAGUUGCCCGACAUUGUGAAGGACUCAUUGGCCACGCCGCCCGCUGAAGCAGCACGGCUAGAGCCAGAAGGAGAGCCCGUGACAGAUGAGGCCACGGUGCCUUCCCCCGACACGCUGCAGACAGCUGCUCCUGAGGAAGAUGGCCUCCCCCUCGAAGGCGGCCCGCGUGAGUUGCCCGUUGUGAGAGAACACUGCCCCGACACCACUGCUGCGGAGACCUGCGAUGUCCCAGCCCCGCCUGCCCCCCUUCCCGAGCUGGAGCCGGAGGGGACCCCCCAGCAGGGCGGCCUGGGGUCGCCUCAGCAGAGCGGCCCGCCCGUGGAUCCACCCCAGAACGCAGAGGAGAGCGAGCAGCCCGAUGAAGCUCUGAUCACACAGGCCAUCCCUGUAUUAUCAGAAGAGGUCCUAACAGCCAAACGGCCUGAAGAUGUAGGUGACGAGGAUGAUGGGAGGCCAUCGGAGCCGAACAGCAGCUGUACCCUAGCUACUGAAACGCAGAGUGCAAUUCAGGGCCAAGGAGAACAAGACAGCAGCCAGAUGCCCAUGGAACCACAGCACCCUCUGCAGGAGGCUCCCUCUUCGUUGGGGGUCACAGAGGCAGUUGGAGACAAGGAGUCGCCGAAUGGCUGUGCGGCUCCUCAGGUCUGUGAGGUGGUGGAGGACACAAGCAACAGGAGAGAGGAGAGCAGGCAGAAAAGCCCCAGUCCAGAAACCACACCCUCAAGCCUGGCCAAGAUCCAGGCAGAGGAGAGUGUCACAGGAACAGAGGAUUCUGGGUCACAGUGUGAUGUGAACAGCGCGGAACUCUGCCACAGAGCAGGGCUGUCCUGUGCAGUGCCGGAGACGGGGGAGGAGCUAAUGCAAAUUUCAGCAGCUUCGCAAGCCUCAGAGGAACAGGGCCACAGUUCAGGCAGGAGAUCUGAGACCCAUCUGCAGGAGGGUCACCAGACCACCCUCUGCAUGGAGAACAAGGCCACCCCCAAUGAAGGCGAGAAGCUCAAUGGCACAGACCCAAAGAACGGAAGUCCUGUAGCGAGUGAGACGGAGGCAGACCGCUCUGGAGGUUCUGACACCAACGGCAUGGACUCUGGUGAGGGUGGCUGCACAAAGGGGCCAAGAGAGGGUCAAUGCCAGGGUAGCCAGCUCACCCACCCACAGAACUCCAAGCUCAUCAUCUGGGAGGUGCAGGUUCCCAAGUAUCUCGUGGGGCGAUUAAUUGGGAAACGAGGGCGAUACAUAAGAUUCCUGAAGGAGAAAACUGGUGCAAAGGUUUACAUUUCUAAGCAGCCUUACACUGAGGGUUUCCAGCUCUGUCACAUAGAGGGUUCAAAGCAGCAAGUGGAUAAGGCACUGGAGCAGAUUGGGAGAAAAUUCACUGAUCUGGACUUGACCAACCUGUACGCCCCUCCCCUGCCCGCCACCCUGCCCUCGCUGCCCAUCACCUCCUGGCUGCUGCUCCCUGACUGGGGGCCUGUGAAGGUGACCGUGGUCAAGAUUGUGUCUGCGGGUCACAUGUUCGUCCAGCAGCACACGCAUCCCUCCUACCCUGCGCUGAGUGUGCUCAACCAGGAGAUGGCGCUGUGCUACACUCAGCCCGACACGCCCUCCCUGUCUGCUCCCACUGAGGGAAUGAUCUGUGCAGCUCCAGCAGAGGGUGGGGCCUGGUGGCGGGCGCAGGUUGUAUCUUUCUUCAAAGAGUCCAACGAGGCAGAGAUCCGAUAUGUGGACUACGGUGGCUAUGAAAGAGUCGAGAUGGACAUCCUUCGGCAGAUAAGAUCAGAUUUUGUAACCUUACCAUUCCAAGGAGCAGAGGUGGCAUUGAACAACGUUAAGCCAUUACCAGGAGAGAGUGGCUUUUCAGCAGAGGCGAAAGCUGCACUCGAGGAGAUGACAAGAGGGACAUCUCUGCUUGCGCAGGUCACACGCUAUGACAGCAGCGGCAUUCCUUUAAUACAGAUGUGGCAGGAGGUCGGGGAUGAGAUGGUGUCAGUGAACCACGCCCUUGUAAAGCAGGGAUAUGCCACCUGGGUGGACAGCCACUGA
Molecule: messenger RNA, 2745 nt
Organism: Megalops cyprinoides (Indo-Pacific tarpon)
Lineage: Eukaryota; Metazoa; Chordata; Actinopteri; Elopiformes; Megalopidae
Product: A-kinase anchor protein 1, mitochondrial-like
Exons: 13
Coding region: 1-2745 (914 amino acids)
Molecular function (GO): RNA binding
Source: RefSeq, a predicted model, not a curated record